CUCUUGGCCUACACCGCGCAUUCAUGAGUAUGCAUUUGAAAAACAAACAGCCACAAGCCCCCAAAAAAGAGAGUCAAGAUGCCGGUAGUGACCGAUGAUGCGCAUUCUGACAACAUCCGAUACGAGAGGAUAAGGCAACCCUUCCUUCCACCAGGAGACCAGGGUAGGCGAUAACAUGGUGACUUUGCAGAGUCAGAUGAGUUCUUGCAGCCGCACAAGGCAUGGUUGCCAUGACAAGCAAUGGGGGAUCUGAGACCUAAACCGCUCUUCUGGUUGAUUCCUUGCAUAUAUCGACUGUUCCUAGAGAAGUUUCUUCCCGGCAGGAAGAGUUCUGGGGAUCAAAGACCUGACCGCAAGCCGGGCUGAUACUACCCUGCCCCGCACCGUUAUCAUGGCCCUUAGUUCCAUGCUAGGUCAUGGCCACAUAUAAGUACUUUUGACAGGGUUGAAGAACACGCCCACUGGUUGGUAGGUCAUAUGUUUUUUUGGUAUAGAUUGGCUUAUCAAUUCAAAUAUUAACAUGAUUCUAUGAGGUCGGAUAUCGACUACACUAGGACUGCUACCGGAUGCCAUUAUUUUGUCGCUACGAAAUCUUCUAGUUGUGGUAGCUGAUGAUUAUCUCACUACAAACCUGCCCUCUUACCAGUUGAAAAUUGGAGCAUUCAGUCUCUGUGCAGUGAAGACUUACCCGCAAUAAAAUGGGCACAUGCGAGGCCAGCCCAGUGGACCUCUUGGGUGCCUCUACGUGCCGUGUUGAGAGUGCUAGUUGGUCACUACGUGAACAGAGCCCAAUAUAUAGCAACUCUCGACAUUACAGCAAGGUCGAAAACACUCAACAACGUCAAGCAUAUGCUUGGCCAGCUCCCGCUCUUGGAAGAGAUUGCACUGGAUCUAACGAAAGGCGCAAUGGGGAACAGUCACCGUGUCAUGACGAGAUCCAAAGUGACGAUGGGCCUCAAACUAUGGGUGGCGGAAUAUUAGAGGAGAAGACAUCGAAGAGGAAGAUGAAGCGUUUCAGACUCACCCAUAGCCAAACACGCUAUCUUAUGAGCGAGUUCACACGACAAGCACAUCCUGACGCCGCUCAUAGAGAGCGUCUUUCCCGUGAGAUACCGGGGUUAAGUCCGAGACAAGUUCAGGUUUGGUUUCAAAAUCGGAGAGCCAAAUUAAAGAGGUUGUCUACCGACGAUAGAGAAAGGAUCCUAAAAUCAAGAGCAGUUCCAGAGGAUUUUGACAUGGCAAAAGCACUCCGUUGGCCUUACACCAACUAUUCAAAUACACCAGCAUCUGCCGCGACACACUGUGAUAAUUCGCUCGGGAGAAAUGACGUGCCAUUGGUGAUUGAAAGCAUAAAGCUCUCGGGAGAAGAGUAUGUCACAGCUCCGUCGAGUAGUCCGCCUACCUAUGGGUACUAUGCAUCAGGCCCGUUGUCAGUGGCGGAAGACAACACGAGCCCCGACAACAUCAUUUCGAAUUCCUCAGCCAACGAGCGGAAGUUACCUGUAAUAUCAUGGACAUACCCCCAGAUGCCUACACCACCAUCAGAAUCAGCAACUGUACCUGAGUCAACGAAUCCUUCGGAGGUAAGGUCGCCGUUAAACCGCAAGUGGAGUGGUGUAUCCUUGGGAGGUAUCUCAGCACGCCUGUCGCCCUCCAAAUUAUCACCUCAUACUAUGAACCGUAGCCUAAAUACACCCAUAACACCAUCACACAGCUACUAUGAGAAGCAGCUAGCUACUCCAGUAUCAGUCGGAGGUUUCCAUGAGAGAUCCGCUUCUCAGAAGGAGGUGCAGAGCCCGAUGGCCAGCACAAUGCCGACCACUCCCCUUUCUGUUUCGUCGGAAGAGCAAGUCCUUCGGCCGAAUUCGUACUUUGGUCUUAGCUCAUUCGAAAUAUCUUGUCCGCAAGGGGCUUCGCCGACCAUGGGCUAUACGGCUUCUGGGGUUGCUUUCGAACCCAGCCCACGGUUUGUUGAAAUUCCUUAUUCCACUAAUCCGGUGAAAGAUAUGUGGGAUAUGGGAUCCUGA
Molecule: messenger RNA, 2027 nt
Organism: Coccidioides immitis RS
Lineage: Eukaryota; Fungi; Ascomycota; Eurotiomycetes; Onygenales; Onygenaceae
Exons: 6
Coding region: 699-2027 (442 amino acids)
Biological process (GO): regulation of transcription by RNA polymerase II; cell differentiation
Molecular function (GO): RNA polymerase II cis-regulatory region sequence-specific DNA binding
Source: RefSeq, a predicted model, not a curated record